Messenger RNA from Linum trigynum, 807 nucleotides. The record is from the annotation of a GenBank genome assembly. NCBI's taxonomy places the organism in Eukaryota, Viridiplantae, Streptophyta, Magnoliopsida, Malpighiales, Linaceae.
AUGGCAGCUGAUGAAGGUGCUGAUGGGGGAAUGAAUGAUGCUGCACAAGUCAGGUUAAGGGAGUAUAAGUCGUGGACGGAACUACAUGAUGCAUUUUUCAUCGAGUGCAUGCUAGACCUGGUUCACUCAAAGGAAUGUUUUGGCUGGGAUGAGUCUAAGAAGAUCAUUGUUGCUGAUGAUGAUGUUUUCAAGGAAUGGGUGAAGAGCCAUCAACAUUUUUCUGGCCUGAACAAGACAGCUUUUAUAUACUAUGACCAGCUUGCUAGAGUAUUUGGCAAGGAUAGGGCAGUAGGUGGUCAAGCAAGGUCUGCAGCUGAUAUGGAGUUCGAGGCUCCUGUUCGAAGGGGUAGGAGUGAGGACCCCAUCAUCUACGAUGACGAAACAAGUCAACGUGUGCUGGAGGAGAUGAUAAAUGAAGGUAUUAAUCAUAGGGAGUUGCUGGAAGAUCCAGAACCUGUUCGUGCAAAGACAACAAAUGCAACCGGAAGCAACAAAAGAUCAAAGAUUGAUAGGAGUUCAAAAAGUAGCAGCGUUGUCGUGGCUUCUGAAAUAGAAAAAAUGUGUCCUCUCAUGGAGAAGGCUACCAUGAACAUUGAGAGGAUGGCGAAUAGCUUCUGCCAUGAAGAUCCUUUGAUGAUAAGGAGAGGAACCUUGUUUGAGGAGUUGUCACAGUUAGAAGGCUUGUCACAAGAUCAAGUGAUAUCAGCUGCCAUGAUUCUUAUGAAGGAGGAUGGGAUCGCCCAAUUGUACUUCCAACUGUCUACGGAUGAAGAGAAGGUUCACUUCCUCUUUCGCCUCAUCAACUGA